UCCAUUAGAUCACAACUUAGCAACACCAAACAUAAACCACUUUCCAAUGGGUUUCACUAGCAACUGCAUUCAUGUUGCCAUACUUGUUCUUUCCCUAGCACUUGUAUCCAGAGCUAGAGUGCUGGAUCCUGUUGAUCAUUCCAGCACUCCUGAAUUUGUCAGGAUACAGGGAUCUCAGUUUGUUCUCAGACGCUCUACUUUUCUGUUUAACGGUUUCAAUGCCUACUGGAUGAUGACGGUCGCCUCAGACCCUAGUAAAAGACACCAAGUCACCGAAGUGUUUCGCGAUGCCUCUGCUGCCGGCAUGUCUGUUUGCAGGACGUGGGCUUUCGCUGAUGGCAGUAGUAAUGCACUCCAGUUAUCACCAGGAACUUACGAUGAGCGUGUUUUUCAGGGCUUGGAUUUUGUUGUUUCGGAAGCGAGAAGAUUCAACAUAUUUUUGAUAUUGAGUUUUGUGAACAACUACAAGGACUAUGGAGGCAGACCACAGUACGUGCAAUGGGCUCGAAAUGCAGGAGUGCAAGUAAACAACGAUGACGAUUUCUAUACACAUCCGGUAGUCAAAGGGUAUUACAGAAACCACGUUCAGAGAGUAAUUACAAGGAUUAACACCAUAACUAGAGUUGCCUACAAGGAUGAGCCAACAAUCAUGGCAUGGGAGCUCAUGAACGAACCUCGUUGCGAAGCGGAUUACUCCGGGAGAACAGUAAACGGUUGGGUUCAAGAGAUGGCAAGCUUCGUGAAAUCAAUCGAUAACAAACACUUGUUGGAAAUAGGCAUGGAGGGAUUCUAUGGCGACACAAUGCCGGAAAAGAAGCAAUUCAAUCCAGGUUACCAAGUCGGGACUGAUUUUAUCAGCAACCAUCUCAUCAAGGAGAUCGACUUCGCUACCAUACAUGCCUACCCUGAUAUAUGGUUGGCUAAACAGAAUGAAGAAGCACAAAAUGCCUUCAUGGGAAGAUGGAUGGAAAGCCAUUCCACCGAUGCACAAACAAUCCUGAAGAAGCCACUCGUAAUAGCUGAAUUCGGAAAAUCCAGUAAAGACCCGGGUUUCACUUCGAGUGCACGAGAUUUAUACAUGGGCGCCGUGUAUUCGAGCAUCUACAAGUCUGCUCGAAAUGGCGGAACCCUAGGAGGGGGAUUGGUGUGGCAGGUACUGGCUCAAGGUAUGCAGCCGUAUGGUGAUGGUUAUGAGAUCGUUUUAGCAGAUAAUCCAACAACUGCCGCCGUCAUUUCUAGGCAAUCCCACGCGAUGGCCGCUUUAUCUCAUCAGGUUUAGGGUAAUUAAUCGUUUCUUCAUUUUAAUAAAUUGUCGAUCGAUUUAAGCUAGCGAAAUCUAGCUAAGUUGUAUUGUCAUCUGCUCUGAUAUGAACGGCGGAUGAAUUUUGUUUUAUUUAUUAUAUUGAUGAAAAGAUCAGUUUGUUGUAGCA
Messenger RNA from Daucus carota subsp. sativus, 1430 nucleotides. Its product is annotated as mannan endo-1,4-beta-mannosidase 5-like. The coding region runs from base 47 to 1279 and encodes 410 amino acids. The record is from RefSeq and is a predicted model, not a curated record. Lineage: Eukaryota; Viridiplantae; Streptophyta; Magnoliopsida; Apiales; Apiaceae. The transcript is spliced from 5 exons. Gene Ontology annotation, molecular function: mannan endo-1,4-beta-mannosidase activity.